This is a messenger RNA of Adineta steineri, 1785 nucleotides long. The record is from the annotation of a GenBank genome assembly. NCBI's taxonomy places the organism in Eukaryota, Metazoa, Rotifera, Eurotatoria, Adinetida, Adinetidae.
AUGACAUGUUCAAAACAAAAUGAUAAAAUUUCAAGCAAAUCCUGUAAAUAUGAUAUUGAAUGUGAUAAAAAUGCGAUAAUUAAAUGUGAAGGAUGUGAAGAAAUGUUUUGUGAAGAUCAUUAUUCAAAACAUGAAAAUAAAAUUGCAGAAGAUAUUGAAUAUUUAAUUUCAAAACAAAAUAUUUUUAAUGAACAAUUAAAAUUAUUUUUAUCAAAAUUAUCAGCAAAUGAUAUUUUAAAUUUAAUUAAAUAUAUUUAUCAAUUUAAAAUUAAAUCAGAUUUUAUUGAAAAACAAAUUUUAUCAAUUAAAAAUCAAUAUGAAACGAUUUUUAAUGAGAAGAAAUCAAAUCAUGAAAAUAAUCAAAUUGAAAAUGAGAAUUUUUAUAAUAUUGAAGAUUUUAUUCAAGCGAUUAAAAAAGAUCUACAAAUUAUUUUUACAAAAUUUCAACAAAUUAGUGCUUUCAAUUCCAAAGAUUUAUUAGAAAAACAAACAGAUAAUCAAAAUUUAUCUCAAAAACAAACAAGUCAUUUACAAUAUCUUGUUAAAAAUUCAUUAAAUCAUUCACAAUCAUCAUCGAAUGAACUUCAAAAACAAAUCAGUUCACCUCCAGUAGAUUCAAAUAAAGAUCAACAUUUUUCAGAUGAUUCUGAUAAUGAAUUUUAUUCGGUAGAAGAAGAAGAAGACGAAGAUGAUGAUGAUGAUGAUGGAAUUAAAAAAAGUAGUGAUUCUAUUAAAUCACCAGUAGCUAAUUCAAAAAUUCGUCUUUCAAAUAAUAUUGUUCGUUGGUUACGUGGUCCAUUUAAAUUAGUAGUUAAUGGUACAAUGCAUGCAGUUGAUGUAUGUGCACAAGGUACACAUAUUAGUGAGAAUGUUUUAAAAGCUGUUAAACGAGGUUUAGAAAAACAAUCAAAUAAUAAUAAUAGAACUUAUGUUGAUAUUAAUUCUGAUUGGAUCUAUGAAGGUGAAAAUACUGAUCGAGGUUUUACUAGUCCAUCAAUAUGGAUGAAAAAUCCUUUGGGUGAAAGAGUUUUAAUAAAAAUUCAAGAACAUCCAUUAUGUGCUGCAAAUGAAUGGAUUGCUUAUGUUUUAGGAGAUUUACUUAAUUUACCUGUUAAUCAAGUUCAAAUUGGAAUUUAUAAAAAUGAAUUAGUUAGUGUACAUAAAGAUGUGGCAUUAGAAAAUGAAAAAACUCUUACAUAUAUGGAUUUACCUAAAGAUAUUCGAAAAUUAUUAUUAUCUGAUUCACGAUUAGAAUGUAUGGAUUUAUUUGAUCAUAUUAUACAAAAUGUUGAUAGAAAUCAAAGAAAUAUUUUAAUAACAUUACCAAAAACAGAUGAAAUUAGUGAUGAUUUAAAAAAAUUUAAAAUACAUUUAAUUGAUCAUUCAUCUUGUUUUGGAAUGGGUAAACUUAAUGGUCUUAGUGUUGUUGCUUGUAAAUUUCAUAGUAAUCAUUUAUCUGUUGUCAAAUUUCAUCCAACAGAACAAGCAAAAAAAUUUCAACAAUAUCUUAAUAAACUUACAACAAUUGAUAAAAAUUUAAUUAAAAAAACAUUAAAUCGUUUUGCAUCAAUUACAAAUGAACAAUUUGAUAAUUGGAUUACUGAAAUACAAGAUCUUCUUUCAUCUAGUCAAUAUAAUAGAAUACAUAAUGUUUUAUAUAGACAAAGAGAUAUUACAAGAAAUUAUACGAUACAAUUGGGAAUUUUUAAAAAUUCUUUAACUCACAAAUCGAAUCAAAUGGAUAAAUUAAAUUCUGAAACAGAUCAAACAGUUACUUAUUUCUAA